Messenger RNA from Durusdinium trenchii, 2664 nucleotides. The record is from the annotation of a GenBank genome assembly. NCBI's taxonomy places the organism in Eukaryota, Dinophyceae, Suessiales, Symbiodiniaceae.
GACAAACACAUCGCUUACGCUGGGCCCAUGGCUUGCGAUGUGCGGGCACAUGUGCUUGAUUCGCAGGUUACUGACACUUGCAUUGGCAUUUUUGGUGCCGGCAGCCGCAGCUGGGAAUCUCAGCAACUACUCCGUAGUUGUUGGAAACUUUUCAGAUGCCGACCCAGACGCGUUGCAGAUUGCCGGGAAUGUUUCGUGGGACGUGCUGGGGCUUGAGCAGAAUGACAGUGGAGUCGGGGUCAAUAUCUAUGUUGCUAACGACCCUGUUGGGAGCGAGAGGUCUCUGCUUGGAUCUGCAACAGCUACGGACACAAGCUUUUCAGUGGCUGCUGACACUGCGCUUCCAAGCGCCACGAGCUAUCUAUUGUUCUACGUUGCCUCAGCAAUGGAAGAGCAAGAAAUACCCACUAGCCUGGAGGUCAGUGACUUGAACGGCAGUGUUGAGAGCCUCACCUUCUAUGGUGAGGAUUUGAACCUUGAGAACCUGACAGGCAACCUGACCUUCAUCGCUCCAGUGGACGAGCAGAUCAGCCACUAUGCUGCCUAUUUGGCAACGAGUGCCUUUGGAGAGGGACGGUGGCAGGUGGGAAGCGUUUCAGGUGGUGACCGUUUGUCGGUUCAACUGGACGUUGCCAGGGCAUCCUUCACACAUUUUGUGGUGUAUGCCACAUCUGCCGAUGGCAUUGAGCAGUCUACCCCAGUGGCACUUUCAUUGACAGAUGUUGCUGCCAGCUUCAUGGCAUCUGACCUGGCCUUUGCAGACGAGGAUUUGGAUGUUGCUGAGCUUGGUGGCACUGUUAGCUGGACGCCAGCACAGGUGGACUUCACCAUUACGGAGUACCGCCUCUACUUGGCGCAGGAAACUGGCACCCCAAGAUCACUGCUGAGCAGUGCAGCCUCGGGUAGUGCUCAAGUGCCUGCGAAUACCGCGCUUGGCGUCUACACUCAUUGGAUGGUUCAUUCUGCCAACGAGAAUGGUGAACAGGACACACCGCACACUCUCGCGGUCAAUGACACCGAUGGGAGUGUGACCUCACCGUAUUUUUUUGAUCUUGAUCCGGACGAUGGAGACAUCGCUGGACCUAUAUCUUGGACGCCUCCGUUGGAUCUCUCGCAGGUGUCUGCGUAUCAUUUGUAUUUGAAUGAUGGGAUUGCAGCUGUGAAAGUGGCAGAGCUGUCUGUUGGCAGCAACAGCUAUACGCUGCCAGUCUCCACCAAUGCUUCUUACACAGAGAUUCUUAUUUAUUCUCAGUCUUCCUCUUCCUUGCAGUCAAGCCCUGUUGCUCUGUCGCUGCCGGACUUGGACUUUUCACCCCAAUCACCUCUGUUCAUAGAUCAACGGUUGGAUGCGGGCGAACUGGGCGGUGUCAUCCAGUGGACGGCCCCUGCCAAUGACAGUGAAGUAGUGCAAUACAAUGUGUACCUCGCUGCCGACGCCACUGGCACUGGUCGCAGCUUCGUUGGAAGCACCUACCCAGGCAAUCAUAGUUUCACUUAUGUUGACAGUGCUCUUCAACUGUACAGCUACGUUCUAGUUUACACCGAAUCUAGCAUGGGAGAGCAAGACAUGCCAUCGGCCACUGGAAUUUCCGAUACAUCGGCUAGUGUCUCAAAUGUUGGGUUCGUUGACAAUGACGUGGAUGCGUUGGAGAUUGCUGGUAGUGUAACUUGGACUCCUCCAUCAGAUACUUCUCAAGUGACUGGCUAUCGUACCUACCUGUGCUCCGGCAGUCUUUGCAGCACGCGAGCACAGCUGGGUAGCCAUGUCGCAGUGGGAACCAACCAGGUGUCUUUCUCCACUGUGACUAUAGCGCAGUCACAGACGCAUAUCGGUGUCUAUGCCAAGUCAAGUCUUGAGGAGCAGUCCACUCCAGCGACGAUUGUUCUUGUGGACGAGCAGAUUUCAGCUGGUAAUAUAUCCUUUUCGGAUGUGGAUGUGGAUGCUGGACAGGUUGCAGGCAACAUAACCUGGGACCAAGCCACACUGGCACAGGUUUCAGGAUACGCGCUCUAUCUUGGCGAUGCAGUGUCGAAGUUCAUCAAGCUGGCAGACCUCAGCGGCGUCUCCAAUACGGAGUAUGAUAUACCGCUGGACACGGAGACGAAUGGCUCGACACAUCUUUUGGUUUGCCUGGUCUCAGCUGGCGUGGAGCAGUCAAGCUGUGACCCGUACCUUUUCUAUGAUGUGACGGAGAGUGUCUCAGAUGUUGCUUUCACGGGCCAGGACUUGGACCUGAAUGAACUGGGUGGUAUCAUCACAUGGAGUCCUCCAGCAUGGGUGGUCUAUACCCAAAGGUAUUUGGUCUACCUGGCAGAGGAUGCUGUGGGAACAGCUCGAUCUCAGGUGGAGACCGCUGUGCCGGUCGGAACCAAUGAGCUGCAGCUAUCAGCCAACACACCUCGCCUCAACUUUACACACUUCCUGGUCUAUACCGAAACAAGCUGGCAGGAGCAAAGCACACCAGCUAGCUUGGCCUUCCAGGAUGCUGUUGCCGUUGCCGGGGAACCCAAUCAAGCAAAUGUCCCAGGCUUGAUAGAAUGCACCAUGCUGUGUCCAUUGUGCCCAUUGCAUGAUUGAAGUGCAAUAUUCGCGGUCAAAGUAGACAAGCUUAGAGGCUUAAUGCAUGAGCGUGUCGAUUCCCACGGGUUUUGGUGAGAUGUGGC